Messenger RNA from Aplysia californica (California sea hare), 10560 nucleotides. RefSeq lists its product as uncharacterized. The record is from RefSeq and is a predicted model, not a curated record. Lineage: Eukaryota; Metazoa; Mollusca; Gastropoda; Aplysiida; Aplysiidae. Gene Ontology annotation, biological process: small GTPase-mediated signal transduction. Gene Ontology annotation, molecular function: guanyl-nucleotide exchange factor activity.
UAACAGUCUCAUUGUGAAGUGAUUUUUCUGUGGAAUAAUAUUUACGAGGAGUAACCUGUAAUCAUUAUUAUCGUCUCCCCAUGCGAGGUUUGUAAUCGGGACUUGCAAUGCACGCACAGGGACGUGCAUGAAAGAUGAAAUGUGGGCUUGAUCGUGGAUGUCCAUGAAAUGAACGGCGAAAAAAUAUGUGCCAAUUUCUUCGCACCGCAGUUAUAACAAGCGUCAGAAAUGAGAGACAUCACUGCAAUACUAAAUCCAUCAAAGCAACGGCGUAUUAAACGGGAUGUGGAAAAGACAUUAUGGAUAUACUAAAAUCAUAAAAAGACAACCGAUAACUUAAGCCCUUUCCUCAACAACAAUGUUUUGUCGCCAAGCCUGAGACUUGCUGGGGCAACAACGACAACGUUGCAACAAAAUGGCGACGGACGCAGUGAGUCCCGUUUCCAUCGAGUCCGCUGGAGAAAUGGCAACAGCCUCGUUGUCCGAGGUUCUGGCGACUCGAGGCCGCUUUCUAGAGGAGCAAGAACUGUGGGCGCUGUGUCGCGAGUGCUGCUUGACCCUGGAGUAUGUCAACGACUGCCAUGACCUAUUCCAGACCCUCUGCAUUAGUCCUGACACCGUGGCCUUUGACCCUGAAGGAAAUGUCUGCUUCCUGGACCUUGACUUAGAACCAGAGCAGUUGUACGUGGCACCAGAAAGUUCAGAAUAUGGAAGCAGUUCCUUCAAAAACAAAGCAGCUCUUCCCUACAGCAGAUGACAGAUGAACUAACGGCCUACCUACAGUCUCAGUCAAACUUUGUGCAGCCUAAAGCUUCACUUUCCACUAGUCCUUCCACUGCUGAGGGAACUCCUCAGCAGAACAGCAUAGUCCACAGUGAUGAAUCGAGCAAGAACGAUUCCACGCCCAGAAAUGUCCCUGACAGCACAAAAGACUUGAACCACAAUUGUUUGAAGAACCAGCAACAGAGCGUCAGUUCUAAGAAUACAAAAAACAAAGCCUCCAGAUCACAGGGCAUUCUGAGAGACGCAAGCUUUGAUGAGGAAGAAUCUGUAAUGGAGAACGAAGUGCCUGGUGAUGUCACUACACCGAGAAGGGCAAGGCGGCAGCAGGGCAUCAUGCUGGCUGAUGUCAUGGACUCUCUGGAUCACUUCCUGGAUGAAUCAGAGUUAUGGGCCCUGUGCAGAGAAAGUAUACUUUGUCUGCAACGAAAGAAGAAACAUUUACCUGCAUAUAUUUCACCUGACACAGUAAUGGUUCGGGAAAGUGGAACUAUUGGUUUCAAGGCGAUCCCAGAGGAGAAGCCCCUAGAAGUUAUUUACAUGGCACCUGAGCUACAACAGAAAGGAAUACUCAAUGAAAAGACUUGUCUGUAUGGCUUAGGUGUGACUGUGAAGAGUGCGGCUGGGGGUAAAUAUUCUUCCUCACUGGCAGUCCCUGAUGGAGAAGCCCUGGACAUCCUGGUGCAGUCUUUCCUCUGUGUAAACCCUGACAAGAGGCCGGAUCUAGAGACUGCAAUGGAGAUGUGUGAUGAAUAUGAAAAAGUGAAAAGAAAACAUUCAAAAGAAGUCUGCCAGAAGAUCUACAAAGAUGCUCUAGAAAGUGCAUCAUCUAACAAGUCAAACCAAUCUUCUACUUCUGUAGAUCUUCAAACACAUAAGGAUAGCAAAGCUCACCCACAGAACUCUUGGGACGAAGUAUCAUCAGACAAUACACAGUCUAUAGCCCACGGGAACCACUCUGAACUGGAGGACAACAUUGAAGACAUUCCAUUUGAUGACAAUGUUGAUGACACCAUCAGCCCAACUUCAGCCUUCAAGAAUGUAGGCGUGAAAAACCCUGUGGAGCAGAUACCUCCUUCAGCUUUCAAACCUGUUGCUGUGAAACCCAAACCUAUUAAAGAUCAGUACAGAGUCCCCAGUGCAUUUUCUUCCCCGGCCACCCAUUUCAAGCCUAUUGUAAUCCAUGAGAGCACAUCAAAUCCAAAAGACUCUAUGAAGAAUGAACAACUAGAAUCUACAGUCACCUCCACAAUGAAGGAGACAGAUGUUGUGGCUAAACUUAGGGAAAUUAAACACAAUCUCCUCAAACAUCGAACUACUGAAAUAUCUGGAAAAGAGGAGAAGGAAGUUCCCAAACAUGUGAGUAGAUCAGGAGUAGAUCAAUCAAAGGGAGAUGCUGAGAAUAAUCAUGUGAGACCAGCUGGAGAGGGCUCGUCAGACAUUGGUUCAGCGCUCAAAGAGUUACAGUCACAGGGACAACUACCAAGUACAGAUGUCCUUGCAACAGCCAUUGCACAGUAUCUGCGCACACACAUCGUUGGUGCCUCAGCCAGUAACGAGCCUGCUUGUAGCACUACACAAUCAUCAGGUCAAACUGAACCUGCUCCAGCAUCUCUGACUGGCAGUGUGACAUCCACACGCACAAUGCCAGCAUAUUCUGUGGAGAGUCUUCAGCAACAUCCUUUACACAGUAUACACACCUCUCAGCCUCACGGUGGUGGAAGCACAGUGUCUACCACCGCUACAUCCAUCAAUAUGUCUCUACAACAAAUGCCCUUAUCAGCCUCCACCGUCCCACAACAGUCUCAGCAAUAUACAGGUACAGCACUCACAGGAACAAACAACCCUUUCCUCCCCACUACAAUGAGCUCAGCCCAAGCAGCUCCUGCUGUAAGUUUGACACACCUUCCUGUGCCUUACCAACUUCCUACCUCCAGCGUCUCACCAAGCAACAUGCAUAUGACAACACCAUUCUCAGGUGUACCACCUGGGAAUGUACCUGUGCAAUUUACUCUCAUGCAGGACCCCGUCACUGGUAUCAUGCAAAUGGUUCCUGUUCCUUACAUUCCUUUCUCUCAAACUUCAUCAGCUCAUUCCGUUUCUCCCAGACAUAGUGAAAGUUCUGGUGUUCUUACAGGAGCUGGGGCUAGUGUGCUUCCAGGAACAGGGGCCCGUUUAUUCAGUAUGGACAGCAUUAAUGCAAGUGCAGAGCAGAAUUUAAAUUCAUCAGCAGACUCGGGAAAACUAGAGAAAGGAGCGAAAAGAGCCAGUGAUGUUGACAAUAGGAGACUUCAAAAAAAUCAUGACGCAAGUUUAGCAAAUAACGAUUAUCCUCAAAUGGAUAGAAAAACAGAUAGGAUAAGGCAGGCACAACCACCAGGAGAAAAUGAUUCUCAGUCUUCAUCUCCAUCUCCGUCCAAAGAUUCAGGCAUUUGUCUGACACAACUAGCUGCCUCAACGAAUUAUAACAAUGACUCUUUAAUGGAGCGGUUGUUGAGUUCUGAAAAUUCACAAAGACAAGGAACACUGUCUCGUGUUGUUAGAAUUCUUAGAGAAGAAUUUGUAGAAGAUGGAAUGUUUGAUACAGGCGUUGAGGAUCUUGCUAUUGCUGAGUACAUCCUUGCCCUGUCGUCAUUGUCAUGGGACACGUUUUGCAGUGCAGUUACAGAGAAAUAUUUCCACCUGGUUUGGACAUAUGACCUGUUGUCAUCCUUGUUUGAUGCAAUAGGAGGAGGAAAGCCCUCAAAUUUACACUUCAACUCAAAGACGCUGCCUGCCAAAAAAAAUAGACCAUUCUCCCAUAGAUCAGUUGGUGAAGCAGAAAGGAAACUGCGACAAUCAGAACCAGAUCUUCAAAGUGCCAUCAAUCAAGAAGUUGAAUAUGGGAAAGGUUCACACCAAGCACCUCAACAUCAUGGACACAACCUAGGUCUUUCUGGAGAUGAUAAACGCCUGUCAGGACUGAGACCAAAAUCCGAAAUUGGAAGGCGACGGGGUAUCUGGAGUGAAACAUCUGAUUCCACUGAUUCAGAGGCAAGAGACAAAAAGAGACGGUUCAAGAAACGUUGUGAGCUUGACAAGUCAAAAAGUUCUUCAGUGCAUAAUAUUCCAGCUGGAAGCUUUUCUUCUGUUGCUGAGAAUACUGGGAUGAAAACCGAGGCCUCUCUAAGUGGAGAUGUUCAACAUAAUGAUAAGAAUCUGAACAAUCCUAGUGUAUUCAGCAAAGAUUAUUUCCAAGCAAGGCCAAAAUCCAAUGUCCCCUCCACACAUUCUGGUACAGAAAACACAGGUCUAUCUUCAUCCCCAAAUGUUAGCCUCAAUAAGCGCCCUGGUCAUGGAUCAAGUACAGUCAGUCCAAACUCUUCUAUUGACAGUCCAAAAGGGCUACGGGGUAGUGGAAAGUAUGCACGUCCUCCGUCUGAGUUUGUUGAUCAAAAUCAAGGACACUCAACUCCUGUGUUACCGUCUAAAGGCCUGCCCAAUAGAAUGCAGCAACCUCUUCUUGCCACAGCUGCAAACAAUGGAAGGCAAUCUUCCCACCACAGGAGUGCGAGCAGUGAUCAUCCCCAGUCAGCAAACUCAGGCUUUCUGUCUCCCUCAUCCAGCCAAAACAACCCCAUCUCAUCCUCCCAACUGCUUGUCAAAAUAGACUAUGCUCAUUCUAGUUCUUCCAAUUCUCCAGAGGAAGAACGUAGUAGAUCAUAUCACCUGUCCUCCUCUGCAGGUCUUAUAAAAUCAAAGACUGUUUUGUCAGAGUCUGCAGCUGAAGUUGCUGAUUCUUCAUCAAAGUUCACUGAUAGUCAGAGCAAAAGAACACCUGCCCCUACAGCUCCUGUUCUACGUGGUGGACGUGGCAGAUAUGACCAUAGUGAUGGUGGGAAUGACCAAAGCUCAGACUCUGACUUUAACACAUCUGCAGAAAUGAGAAGACUGUCUGCAAAGAAACCUGAGCUUUUUGAUGAUAGAAGAACAUCCGGGUAUUCAACACCAAUUGAUAGUAUGAAGAAGUUGAAAUCUCCAAGCCAGCAAAGCAGCAUCAUUGCCCACAGUCACCUUCCGCAACCAUUUCAAACUAGACAGAGAGUCCCACCUCCAAAUAGUAAUGUCGACACGAGGCACAGAAAUUUCAAUUCCAGCAAUAGCUCUAGUGGUUUUGAUACUCCAAAUAAAAGAUUUAGUGGCACUGAGAAUUCCACAUCCCCUACACAGUAUGAACCAUCUCAACCAGGGAUGAGGACGCGAAGAGAUCAUGUGGAAGAUCAGGGACCCCGUGCUCAGUAUGGAAGAUCAUUGAGUGCUGUCUAUUCUCGGCCCUUACAUGGCUCUGAAAGUGGAGUGAAAGUGAUCGAAAGCUCAGACUACCCAAACUCUUCCUCUCAUCACAGGAGAGGCUCAGAUGGUUCUACGCAACUGCAAGAAAUAAACUGUGCAUUGAUGCCAUACACAAAGAGAGGACAAGUUGUUUACCACUCAGCCAUGAUACAGCUUAGUCUUACUGCUGAAGUGGACAAGUUUAUUCACUCUAUAGAUGAGGAAAACAAGCAUGUCAUAGAAAGUCGUCUUGCAAGCAUCAAUCAAGAAAUUUCCAUGCAGAGACGAGAGAGGAAGAAAACCCAACGCUUUUAUAGAAAGUUGACAGAGUCUGCAACAUCAUCAAAAUCUGGAAGAAGUGAUCAAAAUGUCAGUGAUCAAAUGCUGAGAGAUAUGACAGACAUGACAAGGAAAUUGUCCUUCCUUCAGCUGUGCCAGACCCAUCUACAGAUGUUGCUUGCAGAACUGAAUGGACUGGAUUCCUGUUUUCUAUAUUCUCUGAGUGCAUCGGAAGGAAUGGGUCCCUUAAGUCUUCAAGUUUGCAGGGAGAAUCCUUAUCUCCAGUUUCGUACAAUUAAUACACCAAAUGCUGGCAAGAUGUCGAUACUCCAGGCAGGCACUCCUCGUGGGCUCAUGUCGUAUUUGUACACAUCGUCAGCCUUGAGUGAUGGAUAUAUUCAUCAGUUUCUGUUGUGCUUCCGAUAUAUCCUUACUGCUGAGCAGUUACUGACUUUCAUCACUGAAAAGUACAGAUCAGCUCAGAGUGGUAACCAAGAAGAUCCAAACAUGAACAGGAUAUGUCGACGCUCUCUGGACUUUCUGCUCUUUUGGAUGGAGGGUUAUUACUCGAUUGACUUUGCUCCAAACACCAAACUUGUGAAAAAACUUGCAGAGUUUUUGAAAGAGCAGACUGACAAGAAUGCUGAUGGGGCAGAUGACUUGUUCAACCUCUAUGCAGCAUGCAGAAUGAGUGAAAAUGUUGAACUGAUGUUAAAUACAGAAGCAGAGGAAGAUGAAGAUGAGGAAAACAAUUAUUUUCUCCGCAUGGUGAAUCCAAAAAGGUGGGAGAGCUUCAGAUCAUUGCUCAAACGCUCAAAAUCAGACAAGUCCAAGUACGGAUUACUUGCUAGCUCAGCACAAUCUAAAUCUGACCUCAAAGUGAAUGCAGUGACCACAGGAGGUCUGAAGUCUGCCCAUCAGUUCUCUGUUAGUGACUGUCCAGUGCACACUCUGGCAGAACAGUUGACCCUACUGGAACAGGAGCUGUUUCGUAAAAGUCAUCCAGUGCACUUCCUAAACUCCCAGUUUCAAGGUGUGGGUGUUUCUCUCACCAUGCCUGGAAUGAGAACACCGUCCAUGUCCAGGAAAGCUGAUUCAUCCUCAAGUCCUAAGCGUGGCUUGUUUGUUGGAGAACCAGCUGUGGAGUCGUGGGUAGUGCACAUGAUCUGUCACUCUCAUGAACUGGCACACUGGGUGUCUGCUGAGAUUCUGAGCUGUGGGUCACACAAAGUCCAAGGUAGUAUGAUUACUAAAUUCUUGACGGUAGCUCAUAUGUGUUUAGAGGUGCGCAAUUUUGCCAGUGCCCUGUCUAUUCUCGAUGGUCUGGAGAAUCUUGUGGUGAAGCAACUACCCGUAUGGAAGAACAUAAGCACAAAAUACUUGGGCUACAUGGACUUGCUGUCUGAUACUAAGAUGAAAAUCAAGUCAGAAGCUAUGUGGCUGAUGUCGGAGAAAGACUGCCAUGUGUAUCCUACCAUACCAUGUGUUCUGUAUGCAUCUCUACACCUACAGCAAGUUGAGAUUGGAGGAUUUACACUGGCCAAUGGCAUGUUCAAGUGGGACAAAAUGAGAUCCAUAAGUGAGCUUGUAGAUCAAGUACGGAUAUUUCGAGACCAUGAGUACGGCUUUGAGCCUGAUCCUGAAACUCAGAGAGCAUUACGUAGACGACUAAGUGAGUUCAGUGACCAAGACCUCCAUGCCGUGGCAUCAACUCAAGAAACCAACUUCCGAAGACAUUCUUCCUCAUCAUCGCUGUCUGGGACUCUGAAAAAAGUCAAAGAUAAGCUGCAUUCCAAGAAGAAGUGAUGUCUAUGGCCUACUACAAUUUCAACUUUAAGCAGUCACAACAGUAACUACUCAUUUCUAUACAGCAAGCUAUUAACAGCUUCUUUCCUACUUCUGCAAAAUUUAGACGUCAAAUACAUGUUGAACAUCUCAGUUCAAACUUCAUACAAGUAUUGGGAAUUUAAAUUUUAUUGUUAUCAGGCUGUCAUUUUUGUAUGUUUUUAUAGCGGAGGGGCCUAAAUGGACAAGUCAUAUUUUGGAGGCUGUGGUUGUUUCUGUGCUAUCAUUGUUGUGUUUACUGAAAAAGAGUAUUUUUUUCAUGUGGACCUUUUUUUAAAAUAUUUUAUUACACAGAAAAAUGGGUUUUUUUAUUUUGUCAUUUUUGCAGACCAGACAAAGAAAUUUUGCAGUUUGGACAUUGGGGUGAAGUAAAGUGACCUGUGAAAAAAAAUUAUGUUUCACAGUAUUAUUUUGUGUGUAAAGCACAGUCGCUGGUGCAUGGUCGAAUGAUCACAGUUUAGGUUGCUCCCUUUGUAUUCAUUUGAAGACCAGCUCCCUUAUUCACGAUUUUUUUAGGGAAAUAAAUUUUUGAUGCCUUUGUUCAUGAAUGCAAACAGCACAAAAAUUUCAUCCUCACAAAAAAAAACCCCUCUUUUACAGCACUUGUGAGGUUUUUGUUUUCUUCUGCUUUCUUUCUAUUUCCAUGAAAUUGUCUAGGAUUAGGAAGCUCCUUUGUGUGUCACAGUGUAUGUUUUUUAGUGAGAAUUGACUCAACUCCAACAUUGAUCCCAUCUGCUGAAGGGCAGGUAUUUCUGAUGUGCUCAGUUUUGUUCACUCCAUUUCAGUGUGGCUAUUGUUCAAAGCAGGUCCAGGCAAAAUGAUGCCAUUGUCUUGCCGAGUUGCGAUAGUAAUAGUUGCAACUGGACAACAUCUGCUGGAAGAGAAAAAUGCUUGCACUUUUAGAAAUAUUCACGCUUUUAUUUUGCCCUCAUAACACAAAUACUGAUUAUACAGACUCCAAGUGUUGCAGCAUUGACUGGAUGUAGCUUUGUGUGCAUGUGUUAAAUGUUAGAGAGAGACCAAUAUCAUUACUUGCAUUAGGGGCAUCCUCAUCUGAUGGUAACAAUUUGGGCUUGUCAUGAAAAAAGUUGUGGGUCCAAUUCGCAGUUUGAUCAACAAAGAUGCUGUGGCCAUUGGGAAAAAAGUUUAUCCUGGGGUUUUUUUUUCACUUGUCACAGAUGCAUAUGUACGGGAAAUUCACGGAGACAGAAAAUAUUAAGAGUGGUAGCUGUGUGUACCUUAUAGGUUGCAAUGAUGCAAGUCCUCCAAGGACUAAGACAGACAUUAAAAGUGUACUAGCUGACCGAAUGAGUUACUAUGAAGUCAUGUAAGCUUAACAUGGAGAGGACACAUGACUGGAUAUAGCCUAAGCAUUCUAACUUUAUAAUACACCGUAUAACAACAUACAGGGUUUAAAAUGUACUCUCAGCUGUAACAUUCACUUUCUAAAGUCCCAUGAAGUAUUUUUACUUUAAAAUAAUAAUAAUACAUAUCUUGGCUAAAGUAAAACAAUCAAACACUUGGGUCCAAGGGAAUACAGUAUACUGAGGUUUUACAGUAUUUAGUUCUCCUUACCUCACAGUUAAAUGACUAUUCUAAUCAUCGAGUAGUAUUAGUAAUGUUCUCAACAAUAACAUUUAUUGACAUGAAGUGGUGGUUUCAAGUAUCAUUAUUAUAUAUAUUUAUUUCCAUUUUACAAAGCCACUGCUUGUCAUCCAGAUUCUAUGCAAUAUAACUGAAAGAGGUAUAGAUAGAUUAAUGUUUCUCAACCUCCAUACAUAUUAUAGAAGACUGCUUACAAUGUCAGAUUGAUUACUAUGUAUAACUUGUCAAACUUUCAAUGAGAUGCCAACACUAACAAAUUUAAUUAAUUUACAUGUCAGUUUCAAUCAAAAUGUUGACAUAUGUAUUGACUGUUUUAUAUAUGAUGUAUUUAUAAAAUAGUUACAUUUCCACACAUUAUAUUAUAUAUAUAUAUAUAUUUCCCCAUGUUGUAUUCAAUACAACAAUAUCGCUCGCAAAAUCUUGACAGUCGAACUUUCAAAUUUUGAAGUGAGCAUUAUUAAGUUUUCCUUUUUUAUGAGACAGCUCGCCGACUUACUGGCAUUUUGUUUUGGAACGAGUUAAAAACUAUACACAAAUUUUUGUGUUUUUGAUUAAAUCUCAUGUGAUAAACUUUACUUCUGUUUAUUAUCACAGGUAUGCACAACAUGUAAAUUUUUGCUUUCAUGCUAAGCAAUGUUUCACUGACUUAAACACUGUUGGUGUCGUCUAAUAUUUUUUUCCUUUUCCAUAAUACCUCAUUAAUAUUAGUAAGUAUACAUUGUAUGAUCGUCUUGUCCUUCUAUAUUAUAUUAAGCUCAAACACUCAAAGGAAAAUUUAAAGUUGUGUGAUUGUAAUUCUGUGAUAAUGUAAACAAAUACUGCUCCAUGGGCCAAUGUGUCCCCUGGAAGUCACAAACAUCCUCAUGUCAGCAAUCUUAUAUUUCACUGUGAUACACAUCUUGUUUUACUUUGAUAUCUGCCGCCUGUAGCAUACAACUUUCUUUUUUGGGUCAAAAAUAUAGUUACAACGUCAACAUAUCCCUAGAACUUGUGUACAGAACCUAUGCUGUAUGCAUCCCAUGGGGGUCUCAUGAUCUGUAGAACUGCAUCGUGGGAACAAAAUACAAUGUAUGAAUUUGUAAAGCAAAUAUAGCCUGUAUGAAUUUAUGAAGUAAACAGCCAAAAACAGAACAAGCUAUACCUCUUGUUCUAAUGUCACUUGGUGGGGACCCAGCUGAUUGUCGAAUGAGGCGUAUUUUCUACAGAACACCAGUCCUGCUGGAAUGUAUUGGUAGCAUAAAAUGAGGCAUGCUGGCAAAAUGAAUGACUUCUCACAAUCCUCAAAAGGAGAUAUUUUCCUAAAAUCAACACUGAGGUCAACUUUGUAGAUUUUCAAUUGAUGCAACUUUCUUCAAAUUUACAAAGUCUUUUAUUAUUUCUUACUGAUAAAUUGUAAAAACUCAACCUAUAACUUUAAUGUAUCUUUAUCCAAAGGGCUAAAAUCCGAGAAGUAACUCAUCUUGUCAGCACACUUACCAAAUACAGAUGAAAGCAGUUUCUGAAAAAGAGUUUAAAAGUUGGAGCAACUUGGCAAGAGAUUAAAAUAUAUUCGUUUUGCAAAGUGGAAGAACAUGUAUACAAUUUCAGUUUUACAACUUCGUAUCAUCUAUACUUUAUUUUCAUCCAUGUGAUAUCAUUGUAACAUAUAUUUCCCACUGUCUCAGCAAUGGAGCAUCAAAUUGAAAUAUACUGGAUGUACGGCAAAUAGAAAUGCAUAUUAAACUUUAACAAAUGGUGAAA